AUGGCAAGCACGAACUCCGGCUCAAACGGCGAGCCAGGAGGCUUCUCUAACGAGGUCGGUCCGUCAACCUCCACAUCAGCUAAACCUGCUAAGCGCAAGUCAGAAAAGGCUCGUAGCUCGCCCGCAACAGCAGAUACUCUCGAUGCAAACGGAACAAAACCACUCGCCCGCGCCGUGCUUGUCUGCAAAAGGUGUCGAUCCAAGAAGAUCAAGUGCGACCAGGCCUUCCCUGCCUGUGGAUCAUGUGUCAAGGCGGGCGAGCCAUGUGUCGGCAUCGAUUCGGCCACGGGAAGAGAAGUGAGCCGUAGUUACAUUGUCGAUCUCGAACAUCAACUUGCAGAGCUACGCGCUCAGAAUGCCGAGCUCGAGCGUCUGCUGGCCGAGCGAUCCGCCUCUAGACCUGCCGAUGAGGCCUCCUUGGGACUCAAGCGACCGCUGCAACAUGUCAAGCACGAGUUUCCGCUGGACCGAUCCGAGUCAGCUACAUCGCCUGAGCUUCGGCCUUCGAAACGACUCGCUACCUCGCCUCGUGACGAGCGUGGCCAAGAGUCGUCCAACCCCCUUUUAUCAGGCCUUCUUCUGGGGCCGUCUGGAGUUGAGGUUCUGCCUUCAAAACCAGAUGAUCAACAGGCACCCAGCCUUCUUCGUCCGUCAUUGGGUCGCCUCCACUCCCACGCAAGUGGACUGUCUCCAGCCCGUCUGCUUUGUCAGGCGAUUCAGCAGUCCGCACAAGCAGGUCUGCGCAUUCGCGACCCUGGAUCUUCCGCUCGCGCCAGACGAUUUGGUGCGCAGACUCUUAGCGAAGACCUAGGCAGACGAGCAAGGAGCAACGCCAGAGAACCUUCUCAGCUCCCCUUUGAAUCGAAGGAGAACGCCAGCAAAAUUGAAGCGAGGAACGGCUCUCCUCACAGUGGCACUGCUACACCUUCCGAAAGCAAGAAGUACUCGCCCUUUGACGAUGGAGACCCUAUGCAGUAUGCCACUGCCACCGAAACUGCCGACAUCACUGUUCCCGCGCCUGAGCAGGCGUUGAAGCCGUCUCCGCUGCCUGCACCCUUCCCGCCUCUGUCGAUCGCCCGCAAGUUGAUCGAUGCCUACUUCGAGCGUGUCAAUCCACAGCUCCCAAUUCUUGAUCGAUCCUCGUUCAUGGCUCGAUUUGAAAAGGCUUGCAGAAUUGGACUUGAGAAAGCAAGGACCAAGCUUUCACCCGAGGAAUUGAACUACCAAGGAGACGAUGAUGACAAGCUCACCAUCGAAUUGCAGCCUGCCGAUGGCCACCUCUUCCAUCUCGUCUUUGCCAUCGCUGCAGCGAUGGGAUGGACUCGCUCGAGUUGGAGUGCUGAGAACCAUCACGAGGCAGCGAUGCGCUUCCUGGAUCCGCGACGACAUGCCAACUCUGGUAUGGAAGGCAACGUCGGAGCCAUCAUGGGUCGAGAUGCACUCGAGCAGCUUCAGUGCCUCUUGCUUACAGCCCUCUACUCCAUCAUGCGACCCAUGAAGCCAGGUGUUUGGUACUGUCUCGGCGUUGCUCUACGUCUCACAACGGGAAUCGGACUCUACACUGAGACUCCAGGCGUACUUGAAGCGUCCAGUAGCAUUUCUCAAGAUUCAGGCGAGUCGCUCAUCGAAAGAAAGCGGCGACUCUUCUGGUGUUCGUAUGCGCUUGACCGACAAGUCUGCGUCCAUCUUGGUCGUCCUUUCGGCAUCGCUGACUCCGACAUCAAAGUGAACUUGCCAUGGGUGGACAGCGAGACGGACAUGAUCAAGGUUCCGAUUGGUGACGGCCAAGGUCGAGUUCAGGGCGCUGAGGCUGCUGAAGACGACGUUGACUCAUUGACCGAAUUCGCGCGAAGAGAAGCCGCAUCGACGUUGGCUGCGCUUCAAUCGAGCACCACCGAUCAAGCUUCGCCCGGACCAGUUUCGUUGCCAAAGCCGAAGGAUGCAAGCCGAUGGGUCUCCCUGUCAUUCUUCCGCAUGCGACUUCUCCAGUCCGAAAUCCAAUCCAUGCUCUACCAAAAUGCAGAACUUCCUCGUCGCUUUGAUUCCUAUGCACACUGGAAGACCGACAUCCUUCGGAGGCUGCACGCUUGGCGACGAUAUGCGCCUUCGUCAAAGCAAGACCUCGAAGCCAGCGAAUGCGGCUACAAUCCCAUCUUCCUCGAUCUCAACUAUCAACAGACUUUACUCAUGGUCUAUGGUCUCAGUCCUCGCUUUCCUCACGCUUCUCGGAAGGACCUCGCCAACGUUGAAGACUGCAGUCGCAGCAUCAUCAACAUGUACGCCACCUUGUCCAAGGAGGGCCAAAUGAACUACACCUGGAUGACCGGGCACAACGUCUUUAUUGCUUGCACCAGCUACCUUUACGCAAUCUGGCAGAUCAGCGCCACAGACCCUAGCUCUUUCCGUUCCAGCUUGACGCUGGGCUUCCGCAACAAGGUCGACGAGAUUCAUCACUUUGCCGCCGCUUGCGACAAGGUCUUAGCCUCUCUCCAAUGGGCUACGGCUGAGAAGUGUCGCAAGUGUCUGCGCACAAUGUUCUACGCUACCUCGAUGGUGGUCGAAAAGAUUGACAGAUCGGCUUCCACUCGAGGCGGCGGCCAGGCGAGGGCCGAUGCUGCAUCCGAUCGUCUCAACGAGGAUUCCAUGGAAAGCAAGAGGGCCGGCGACAGUUCUGUUGCUAAGACGCAAACGCAGCCUCGAACACAGGUUCAUGCGGAACACACACCAGCCCAUGUGUCGCAGGCGUCAAAGCGUGUCGGUCCCUCGUCCCCAUCAGCGCCAGCCUGGGCUUUAUACGCACAAGAACGAGAUUGGCGUUCAUCAGCGCCGAACAACACGAUCGAAUCGGCUCUGGCCCCGCCUCAUGGCGACCUGUCUCAUUCACCAGCGUGGACGCAGAGACCGCAGGGCCGAGCGUCGCCCGUUCCCGCCACUGCUUGGCCUUCGGACUCGGAAGCAGCGAGCUACCGUAGAGACAGCGGCUCCGGUCGCAGGAUGCAUUCGAACUUCGGGGAGCGAAGCAGACUUGCGUCGAUGUCGGCAGAUGCUUAUGCUAGCGAUGCGACAACACCCAGCCGAGGUUUGGACAUGGGUUCGUCUCUGGUUGACGCUCCGAACACUGGCAAUAGUUGGUACGGUUUUGGCUCGGAGGCCAGCCCGAAGAUACUUUUCCCUGACAGCCCAUCCAACAUAGAUAUUUCGUCCUUGAUGGCCACUUCUGCGAUGGAGCUCGAUUCCCUAUUCAGGGAAGCAGGGAUGUCUGCAGGUCCAGCUGGGGAGCAGCGUGGAUGGAUGAAUAGCGAAACCAUUCUCCAACAAGGAGGAUCAAUGACAGCGACCAACUUUGGAUUCGGAGAGAGCAGAGAGCAGCCUGCCUCACAGUAUGGGCAGAGUGCACGACCGAGCAGCUUCUACGACCCUGUUGCGAGCGGAACGCAUCAAGCUGAUGGAAAAGCAAAACGGGCGUUCGAUGCAGAUGCCACUAGGAACGUCGAGCCACAGAGUGGAGGUGUCGCCAUGAUCGACGGGGAGGGAUUCGACACAGACUGGGAAGCGCUUGGUUUUGGCUACCGAAUGACUACGCCAACGCACCACAGAGGUUCCACGCCAAUGUUUGCCGACUCAGUCAAUCAGCAACAGCAGCAGGACUUUGGGAGUGUGCGAGGUGGCUUGCAGCAGACUGGUCAAUCUGCGUACAUCAAUCGCGAAGCCCCAGGCUUUGAUUAUCGAUAUCUCGAUUCUCACAUGGGUUUCUGA
This is a messenger RNA of Ustilago hordei, 3756 nucleotides long. RefSeq lists its product as uncharacterized. Gene Ontology annotation, molecular function: sequence-specific DNA binding; DNA-binding transcription factor activity, RNA polymerase II-specific; zinc ion binding. Gene Ontology annotation, biological process: positive regulation of transcription by RNA polymerase II; DNA-templated transcription. Lineage: Eukaryota; Fungi; Basidiomycota; Ustilaginomycetes; Ustilaginales; Ustilaginaceae. The coding region runs from base 1 to 3756 and encodes 1251 amino acids. The transcript has a single exon. The record is from RefSeq and is a predicted model, not a curated record.